Messenger RNA from Soboliphyme baturini, 510 nucleotides. The record is from the annotation of a GenBank genome assembly. NCBI's taxonomy places the organism in Eukaryota, Metazoa, Nematoda, Enoplea, Dioctophymatida, Soboliphymatidae.
AUGAACCUGAUUGGAAGAUUACGAUACAUCCUCUUCGUCGCAUUAGUGUCCAGUCGUAUCACAGCUGACGAGAUGAAAAUCGGACAUGCUGCCAAUGAUCAUGCCGUUAAUCGUCUCCUGGCGCACAUGCUAAUUAAGUCCGCAAAUGGUCGGAAAGUGUUCAUAGUGCAACAGUGGAAGGGGGGUGAGGGUGGUCGCUUGGCAGCCGAACGCGAAGCGUAUAAUGCAAUUAUUUCCAAAAGCCGAAGCUCGUCGCGGGAAGAGCGAGAUACCGAUUCGCACAACGAUCACCCUGGAUCUAGUGUAUCUUACGUGAUUCUCAUCCAGACUCCCAGGAAACGAGGCCUUAAUAUCCUGACGACCGAAGAUUUGCUGCUGCAUGUAGCCGUCAUGAGCAAUGCUAGUCAGCUAGAGGUUGAAGUCUUUGGAGAAAAAUGGUCUUUGACGGACUUGUGCUACAAACCGGCGUCCCCGAGUUUCGAGACGUCGCUAGGUCUGGACAUAAAGGAC